Saprolegnia parasitica CBS 223.65 is the source of this 4760-nucleotide messenger RNA. RefSeq lists its product as hypothetical. NCBI's taxonomy places the organism in Eukaryota, Oomycota, Saprolegniomycetes, Saprolegniales, Saprolegniaceae. The record is from RefSeq and is a predicted model, not a curated record. The transcript is spliced from 5 exons. Bases 9 to 4760 code for a protein of 1583 amino acids.
AAAGGAUCAUGCGCCGACGCCUCUCCGAUGUCCUCGGCAUCGGGUACCUCGUUGUCUCCAUGGGACUCAGUUGCUAUUGUCUCUACCUCUUUGCCCCGUACAUGGCCAACGACUUUUUCUGGCGCGACUUUGACGCGGCCACCGUCUCGACAGCGCUCGCAGCAGCCUUUCGCACGCAGCUGUUGGGCAAUGCGUCGCGUCAUAGCUUCGACUUGAUGGCCUUUGAGAAUGGGUUGCCGCUAGCACAGUUUGACGCGCGCGGAAAUACCCGCGUCUUCACGCGCAUGCUCCUGUACGACAAGCUGACGACCGUGCAAGAUGGGAUCAACGGCCUUCGCCGCCUCGAGACGAGACUCGUGACGAACCUCAUGACGGCGUACUGCUGGGUCGACUUGCAGCAGCGCUGGGCGCUCGCGCACUCGGCGGCGCGGCAAGAGCGCUGCGUAGCUCGGUACACCGCCAAUGGCGCCGUGUACCUCGAAGCGACGCUACGCAACAUCCAGCUCCGCGACUGGCUCGACUUGAACGGCGCGCGAUUCAACUUUGCGAUUGCCGACGCUGUGGCGGCCAGUAUCGAUGGCCAGCGCUGGCUGUCGUCACUGAUGGCCCACGAGUGGGUUUCGGUGCCUGACGAGGUCGAUUUCUGGGCGUCAUUUCACGUGACGCGCUACGAGCUGCAGUACGCCAACCGUGUCGCCACAGGCAUUCAAGAUACCGUUGACGUGACCAAUGCCAUGGGUCAAGUUCGGUCUUUUCUCAUUGGAUCGUCACCCACCAGGGCACGAGAGACCGGGUGGACGACCUGCAACCUGCUCGCGCCAUUCGAGUACGAUCUCCAGGCGCUCGGCCACAACCAGAGCCUCGUGCGCAAUGCAACGACGUUCUUUGGCGCUCGCGAUCCGAUGGUGCUCGUCAUUUUUAACAUGGGCCCUCCAAUCCCGUACGAGGUGUUGGUUCUACAAGACGCCCUCGGGCCGUUCUUCAAUAUCGAUUUACGCUGGCUGUCACCGCCAGUAUCGCUCGUCACAGCUGUCCAACGCUUCCGAACUGCCGUCCUAACCGCCAUGCGAGCCAAGAAUGCAUCAACUGCCGUCUUGGCUUUGGCACCAAUGGUAUUGACACCGACGCCAGCUAUUUGGAGCGACCCAUCGAUCGCUUUUCACAGCGGCAGCCCCUUUUGUCUCUUUGGCAAACCUCUGCCGUUCGUGCAGCAGACAUUUAGUUUUGAUGCCAAAUGUGGCCCACAGUUACCGCUCACGAUCGAGUGGAGUGCGUUUAACAGCCUCUUUGCAACCCUGGCUCUGCAACAAACGCCGUCUCAAAAGCGCGAAAUUUGCCAGCGGUGCCCGCCGAGUCAAGUGCAUGCGUGCGUCACACAGCGUCAACGGACCCAAGCAGCGUUUGAUCUCAUCGAUUUUGGUGACAUUGUUAUACCAGACAUUGCCGCACUCAAUCUAAGCUACUGGCAGCUGCUAACGCCGGUGAGCUACCUCUCGGGCAACGUGAACGUGUCGCAGCACUUCUUGCUGGCACCAGACUGGGCCUUCUUUGGCUGGAUGAGUGUCUACGACUGGGUCACGCACACCAAGGAAGUCGUGUCCUUCGAAGGCGACGUUGCUACGUGGCAUAUCAUGUCGAGUGCCUACGCUUCCAAGCCGAUGGAACCAUCGUCGUCCAUGUCCUCUAGCUUGGCCAUUUACAUGUGGUACGGCGCCGCGGUCACUUCAGCUGGCUUGCUUGCCGUCGCACUGGUCGUCGUAGCUCUCUGGCUCGUCUAUCGACCAUACGACAGCGACUGGUUUGUCUUCAAUCGCAUCGUGGGCUCUACGUGGCUGAGUCGAAGUCUGUUGGUCUUGCGCGGCGGGACAGCAGCGCUCUGCCUCGCGUCUGUGCCACUGGCAACGUCAACACAUCUUGGUGCCGUCGCAUUUCAACAAGCGCCGCGGUCUGUCGCGGUAUCGGCGCUCUUGGCCGGCGAGACAACGUGGCUGGCGUACGCCACGCAAGAGCUACUGCACCCGAUGACGCAAUCACAUACGCGCCUCUCGGCCAGAGUGAGCACACUCGUAGCAUGGCUACUCGUGCUUCUACUCGACGUCUUGGCGCCAUUGCACGCGGCUGCAUCGACGGACCAGACCUGCAGUACGGUCAAUAUGGUCAACUUUGUCUUCUGCGACAGCGGCGCGCUCGUUCUCGGUCACUGGACGCGAACACUUGGUGUCGUUGGCAUCAACGUUGGUGGUGCGAUCCUCGUGGCGGCCGCAGCAACCUUGGUCGCAGCACCGAGACCGCCAGCAUUGUCUGCGUCAAGUGCGCUUUGGACGGGUCUAUCGACUUGCUUUCUAAACGGCGAGGCGGAAACGACGAACCCCGUCACAGCGUUCAUGGGAGGUCUCCUCUGCAGCCGCUGCGGUGUCUUUGACAUCACGCGGUGGCUGUCACUGGACCUGGGUCCUACAAAAUCGAUGGCUGACGUUGUCCACGUAGCGUGUCGUGACACCACCUGCGUCGUCGUUCCGCCGUCGUCUCGAGCACACUACACCCUACUGCUCCUCGGUCUUGGCUACACUGCGUUCACGCUGAUUGGCAACGUGGCCGGCUUCAACAGCUCCAGCACGCACGCGUACUUGGCGACGAAGCUCAAUGAGCUGCUGCUCACGACGACCGAGGCUCCGCUGCACCUCGACGACCCCCGGCUUCUCGACUACUCUCGCUUUUACAACGGAUCCGAAGGCACGAUCGUCUGGAGCAGCACCGCGGCGCGCCGGGCGCUCUUCCAGUCGACUCCGUCGCUAGAGAUCGUCGUGGCCAACCUUCGCCGCAUGGAUCCAUGCCUCCUGCCGUGGAUGUUUACGCAGUACUGCUGGCUCGACCUCAACCAGACAUGGGAGAUGGCAAAGGCUCGUGCGUGGCGUCAACACAACAUUGCUCACUUUACGCUGCAGUGGCAAAACUACAAGACGAUCGGACUCGACGAUGCGCUGACGAUCGAGACGGCCCUUGGUCUCUCGUACCCACUGGCGCUGAGUUACAUACCCGCCUCGAUGCACCCUCAGCACCAGACGUCCUACAUGAUGUACUGGGCGUUCGCGAGCGACCUCUGGGCCAUUGGCGCCAACACGACAGGCAUCUGUGGCCGGAGCUUGCUGCGGACCAGCGCCAACUUUGCGUUCCGCAAUGCGUCCAGCUGGGGCCUUCUCGUCGAGAAUCGCACUCUGACGUCGCCGUUUCCGAGCGAGAUAGCAUCGCUCGAGUCGAAUGUCGGUCCGUUCAAUGCCAUCGACAUGGUGUACCUCGUGCCACCGCCGUCCCUCCUCGCCUUCUACGCCGGUGUCAGCAGCGCCUUGUCUUCGCUCCUCCUUCGCGACCCAAACGCCCAAACGACGUUUCUGUCACUGCCUGUCAAGUACAAUCUCGUGGCGGCUCCACGCUUCUUGCUCGACGACCUCUCAAUCUUGCUCGGUGGCGGCAACCUCUUUUGCGGUAUCGACAACGGACUCUUAUCCGGCGCCACGGGCCUCUACAGUCAAUUCACAGCCACGAGCCCGUGCCGCUUUGUCAGCAGCGAAGUCAUGUUUCCGUCCCGACUGCAACUCUUGUUUGCCUUUCUCGGGUUUGAGUUUACCCUAUCCCUCAACGCCACCUCGGAUUUCGACGGCAUUUGCGCGUUGGACACGACCAUCGUCGCCAACUGCGCGGGGGACUAUGCGACGUUCUUCAACUUUUUGCGUCAAUACGCGAUCGACUUUGCGACUCUUGAGCGCACUGCGAGGGCACUUUACGCGGACGUUCUCGCCCACAACAUUACACUGGUGCAGUACGCCCUCGGUGGUUCUAUUGGUCCAGGAAGCCUCAUGUUGAUUCCGCUGUUGGACGACAACGACCGCGGCUGGAGCUUCUACGGCUGGCAACGCCGGCAUCAUCACCACCAUCUCGGGGGGCACGGCCCCGACGCAAUGCCGCCCGACGCCGCGCAACUCCGAGCGAGCUACGCAGCGUUGCUGCAACAAGGCGUCGCGUACGUCACUGUCGUCAUCAUUCUCGUCAUGAGCCUUGUCUUCUUGAACGCGCUCCGCUCCCGCGGCCGUCUCGAGAGCCGCAACCUCUUUUGCAUCAACCGCGUCGUCGGACUCGUCUGGCUCGGUCGCCCCUUCUUGCUCUUGCGCAGCGUCACGGCGCUGUGCCUCCUCAACACGAGCGUCGCCGACCUCGUUCAAGUCGGUGCGGCAACGCACUUUGCUCUACCUAAACUGCCGUGGUACAAGACGGUCCUCGGCGCGUCCGAAGUGACGUGGCUUGUCUACGUUCUCAACGAUCUUCUGAGCUGCGCCACGCACCACUACACGUCGCUCUACGCGUUCAAGAGCUCCAACCUCGCAUGGCUCGUUCUCAUCUGCGUGGCAUCCAUCCAGCCACUGUCGCCGCUUGGUCAGCUGCAGCGGUCCUGCGACGCUCGCGACAUGGACGCAGCGCUUGUCUGCACAAGUGGCUACGUCGCUAUUGGCAGCUACGCACGCCUCCAAGUCACCGUCGCGCUCCUGCUCAAUGCGCAGAGCUUGUACAUGCUCAGCUGGACCCACUGGCGUCACGGCGACGCGUUCUUCCUCGACACGUCGUCUGGCAUCAUGGCCGGCUUGCUCUCGCUGCAGCACAAGAACACGUGGUACAUUUUCGACACCAAGACGUGGCGCCUCCUCAUGCUGCCGACUGCACCCGAUUGCGGUCGGUUGAAACAUGCGAUUCCGCUCUCCAACCCUUGA